UAACCCGGAAGUUAGUCAAGCAAAUGACAACUAAUCAGGACAAGAUGUAAUAGAUGAUCUUUGGCAGCGAUUGGGACAGAUGUGAGGUGAUCUCCUCAUAGUGGAUUCAGAGGCCAAGGGAUAUAAAUAUAUCUCUACCUGCCUGCUUGAAUGGAAGGAAAGGAGAUAAGGAACCGAGCCGAUCCGGGCCAGUCCAUGCCAGAUCAAGACACCAGAGACAGCAGCACCCAGACUGACAGCAGAAUACAAGGUCAUGGCCCCAGGCUAUCAAAGGUAAACCUGUUUACCUUGUUGAGUUUGUGGAUGGAGCUGUUCCCUCAAGAGCAAUCUGAAGAAGAUGACCACAGUGAGAUCCGCGGGACCGGUCUGGUGGUGGUGCGGGACAGCAAGGUGGUGGGGCUCCACUGUUCAGGACCUGAGCUCCACGCAGGACAGGCGGCCAUCAUCCAACAUGGCGCCUGUUUGGCUGACUGUCAGUUGUACUUCUCACGGAGACCCUGCGCCACCUGCCUCAAGAUGAUCAUCAACGCUGGAGUCAGUCAGAUCUCCUUCUGGCCCGGAGACCCCGAGGUCAGCAUUCUGAGGCCCACCUCCACAAACCACUCGAGCGCCAACGGUCCACCUGCCCGCAUCACGGAGGAGGCGGCCCUUGACGCCGUGGCGACAGAGAAGCUGAAGUCCAACAGCCGUCCCCACAUCUGCGUGCUGCUGCAGCCGCUGGCGCCCGGCCUGGCUCAGUUUGUUGACGAGACGUCCAGGGAGUGUGAUUUCAUGGAGAAAAUAUCCGAUGACGAUCCGGGGCUGAACACAGAUGAUCUCUACAACAGAGAGCGGACCAGACACCUGAAGGAUUUCUCCAGACAGCUCCUGGUCAAGAUGUCUGAGCAGCACCGGGAGAUUUUGACCCACAUGGGUCUGGAGAACUUCUGUGUGGAGCCUUCCUUCUCCAACCUGAGACACAACAUGAGGGAGCUGGUGGAGGUUCUGGCCGCGGUGGCUGCCGGCGUGCCUCAGCAACACCACGGCUUCCACAGGGAGCAGCAUUCAACCCCGGAGCCAUCGCCGGCAAAGUCCUCGCUGCCUCCCCAUCACGAGGGGCUGUCCCAAGAAGUGGCUCGCCAUUGCAUCAUCCAAGCGAGGCUGCUGGCUUAUAGAACAGAGGACCCCAAAGUGGGCGUGGGUGCCGUCAUCUGGGCCAAAGCACCGUCGGCUGCCAGUGAUGGAAUGCGGUCUCUGUACCUGGUGGGUUGCGGGUACAACGCCUACCCGGCAGGCUCACAUUAUGCAGAAUACCCCCAGAUGGACACCAAACAGGGAGACCGACAGAGACGCAAGUACAGAUACAUCGUCCACGCCGAGCAGAACGCCCUCACCUUCAGGACUCGACACAUCAAACCGGACGAGCCCACCAUGCUGUUUGUGACUAAAUGUCCGUGCGAUGAGUGCGUCCCUCUGAUCAGAGGAGCCGGCAUCACACACAUCUACACCACCGACCAGGACAGGGACAAGGACAAGGGGGACAUCUCCUACCUGAGGUUCGGCAGCCUGAGGAGCAUCCAAAAGUUCAUAUGGCAGAGGAGCCCUUCCGUUUUCUCGGAGCCCUCUCCUCACCAUGCCAAUGGGUUUGUCGGGAAGCACAGCAGGCAGGCUGAGCAGGAGAGCCAAAGCAACAAGAGGCUCUGCACCAACAGAUCCCAGGACUCGUCUUCUGUCCGCUGAACGCCAGCCGCGGACGGACAGAUGUACCAAACGCUGCAAAAUCACGUUUUUAAGCUCUCAACGCAGCUAGAACUGGGAGGAAUUCCGAAACGUCAAAUGCACAUCAUUUUUAUUUAUUUGCUCUUUUUCGUGAAGUAACAGAUUGGUUUUAUGAACCUGAUCACCUGUCAGUCAUUAUUUUGUUUCCCUCUGUUGACUGUACAAUCUAUUGCUGCAUGCUCAUUUUUUUAAACCAUGCGGACCAACAACAGCCAACUCUGGCAGUUUUCUGUCAGAGAUUGGUAAAAAAAAAAAAUUGACACUAUAAAUCUUUAUGUGAACUACCAGAGGCUGCUUUGAAUAGGAAGUGUUAACGGAAACCCAUAACUGACACUGAAGUCAAAGGGAAACAAUUAAAAAGGGACGAAAGGACGAAUGGAUGAAAGGAGCAAGAGCGGGAAAUAGGGAGACCACAAAAAAAUUAUAUAUUUUAAAUAGUUAUAUAAACGGAUACGUGGAUUGUUUGUCAUUUAAUUUUUUAAAUACGUGUGUGAAUAGUUCAUUUUAAUGGUGGAUAUAAAGACAUCCAAACUGUAUGUAUGUAUGUAUGUAUGUAGCUCCUGUUCUCCAGGAUGGUGACUUGAUAAGAGACUGCUGGUACGUAACACUGCAGCGUCUCCGUGCAAUUUCCAUUUCCGUUGCUAUGAGACUGUUUUACUUAUGAUUAUAUUACAGAUAUAUUGAUAUGAUACAUAAAGUAUAAACUUUAUACUUUAUACUAUACCUUAUUUUCAUUUAAUUAAGGAACUAUGUUGAAGCCCAGCUUUAAUUCCUUGCACAAAAAAAAAACCUGUUCUACUUCAUUAUGUCGUUAUGCCAUUUUCUGUUUAUACGGUUCAAUGACACAAUGUUCAAAUGUUUCUGUAACUGAGGUCCGAGUCAUCCAAAAAACAUUAUGUGCAUUAGUGUUUUAAGACAGUUAAAAGUAUAUUUUAAGGCGAUGAAUGCACAUGAAAAUAAAGCUGUUAAGGAAAUCUAA
Anoplopoma fimbria (sablefish) is the source of this 2737-nucleotide messenger RNA. RefSeq names its product cytidine and dCMP deaminase domain containing 1 (gene cdadc1). Bases 151 to 1719 code for a protein of 522 amino acids. NCBI's taxonomy places the organism in Eukaryota, Metazoa, Chordata, Actinopteri, Perciformes, Anoplopomatidae. The transcript has 12 exons. Gene Ontology annotation, molecular function: hydrolase activity; zinc ion binding. The record is from RefSeq and is a predicted model, not a curated record.